CGGCCGGGUCCCCACUCCCCCGCCGGCCGAGACCCUCCGACUGAAGAGCGAGGGACACCGGCCCGGGAAGGGGAGGCGGCGGGCGAGGCCGGCGCAUCUCCUCUGCAGGGCCUGCUAAACGGUUGGCUUUGGUUACACGGCUGAGCUUGAGCCCGGCUCGGAGCUGGAACCUGGGGACAGGUGGUGUCAGGUCGCCGGGACUGGCCUGUUCUAAGCUUUUCUUCGGGAAUCUUGGUUUCACAUUUAUUCAUAAAGAAUUGUCUGCAUAGAAGCAUUUAAGAGGGCUUCAAAUCAUCAGCCUCGUCGACUUUUUUUCCAGUUCAACCGGCUUGUCUCUCCAGCCCUCAGAUAGUGAAAAGCUAGAAUAGGUUGGCAUUAAUAUGCAAAGGAGGUCUUUGCUUCUAUUACUACCUUUUGAUGGCAGUCCCAACCCCUGUCCCCAACAGAUUGCAUGUAUCUCACAAGUCUGAGGAUGUAGGAGAGGAAGACCAAGAGUCUCUUAACCAUCCCUGCAAGUUCUGGGCUCAGAAUUUGUAACUGCGGCUGCUAACUCUACCUUGAUCCUCUUGUGCCCCUGACUGCAGCAGCCCUUGAUAUAAUGUCUUUGUGGCUCUAGCAUGAGACUUCAAGCGGCUGGCUCACUACUGGAGAUCUAAAGGAUAUUGCCAGAUUGACUCUCCUGUCUGUAGCCAUGUUAGCCUCGUGCAAGAGGAUGACCAAUUCUUCACGCUCCCAAGUCCUUCUAAUGUGGAAGCCAGACAAGGCUCAGAGUGGACCCCACAAUGUUGAGAAGGAAACCCUUGCAUCAAGAAUCUUGCGUGACACUGAGACCUGUCGACAGAAUUUUAGGAAUUUUCCAUAUCCAGACCUAGCUGGUCCUCGAAAGGCAUUGAAUCAACUCCGAGAACUUUGCCUUAAAUGGCUGAGACCUGAGAUUCACUCAAAGGAGCAAAUCCUGGAUCUGCUGGUGCUGGAGCAGUUCCUGACCAUCCUGCCUGGGGAGGUUAGGACUUGGGUGAAGUCCCAGUACCCAGAGAGCAGUGAGGAAGUGGUGACUCUGGUGGAGGAUUUGACUCAGAUUCUAGAAGAGGAAGCUGCUCCUCAGAACUCUGCCCUUCCCCAAGAGACCCAAGAGGAAGACCCCAAAGGAAGACCUGCUUUCCAGGCAGGGUGGUUAAAUGACUUGGUGACCAAAGAAUCAAUGACAUUCAGAGAUGUGGCUGUGGAUAUCACCCAGGAGGACUGGGAGAUAAUGCGUCCUGUACAGAAGGAAUUGUAUAAGACUGUGACAUUACAGAACUACUGGAACAUGGUUUCUCUGGGACUUACAGUGUACCGGCCAACUGUGAUUCCCAUACUGGAAGAACCAUGGAUGGUGAUAAAAGAAAUCUUAGAAGGCCCUAGUCCAGAAUGGAAAACAGAACCCCAAGAGUGUAUUCCAGUUACAAAUAUUUCUAAAGUCACAAAGACUGGAACUCAGACCAUCAAAUUGGAAGAACCCUGUGACUAUGAUGAAAGAUUCGAGAGGCAAGCAGCAGAUACCUUCAGGAAAAUACCCACUAAUGAAAGAAAUUUCACUUUGAAGUCAGUCAUCUCAAAAGAAGAUGACCCUAUGGAAGAGUGUUUUAGUAAAUAUGAUAUAUAUAGAAAUAAUUUUGAAAAGCAUUCAAACCUAGUUAUUCAGUUUGGUCCCCAAUCAGAUAAUAAAACUAUGUAUGAUGAAGGCAGGGCAACCUUCAAUCAUGUCUCCUAUGGUAUUGUACAUAGAAAGAUAUAUCCUGGAGAGAAGCCUUAUAAAUGUAAUGUGUGUGGGAAAAAGUUUAGGAAAAACCCAUCCUUUGUGAAACACCAAAGUACCCAUGCCAAAGAAAAAUCUCAUGAAUGUGAAGAAUGUGGGAAAGAGUUUAGGCAUAUCUCAUCCCUUAUUGCACAUCAGAGAAUGCAUACUGGGGAGAAACCAUAUGAAUGCCACCAGUGUGGUAAAGCCUUCAGCCAGCGUGCACACCUUACUAUACAUCAAAGAAUUCAUACUGGAGAGAAACCCUAUAAGUGUGAUGACUGUGGAAAAGACUUUAGUCAGCGUGCACACCUUACUAUACAUCAAAGGACCCAUACUGGAGAGAAACCAUAUAAAUGCUUGGAAUGUGGUAAAACCUUCAGCCACAGUUCAUCGUUGAUUAAUCAUCAGAGAGUUCAUACUGGUGAAAAACCUUAUAUAUGCAACGAAUGUGGAAAGACCUUCAGCCAGAGUACACACCUUCUUCAACAUCAAAAAAUACAUACUGGAAAGAAACCAUAUAAAUGCAAUGAGUGUUGGAAAGUGUUUAGUCAGAGUACUUACCUUAUUCGACAUCAGAGAAUUCAUUCUGGAGAAAAGUGUUAUAAGUGUAAUGAAUGUGGAAAAGCCUUUGCUCAUUCCUCAACUCUUAUUCAACACCAGACUACUCACACUGGAGAGAAAUCCUAUAUAUGUAAAAUAUGUGGAAAAGCCUUCAGCCAGAGUGCAAAUCUUACUCAACAUCAUAGAACACAUACUGGGGAGAAACCAUACAAAUGCAGUGUGUGUGGGAAAGCCUUCAGCCAGAGUGUACACCUUACUCAACAUCAAAGGAUUCAUAACGGAGAAAAACCCUUCAAAUGCAAUAUAUGUGGGAAGGCAUAUAGACAGGGUGCCAAUCUUACUCAGCAUCAAAGGAUUCAUACUGGAGAGAAGCCGUAUAAGUGUAACGAAUGUGGGAAAGCUUUUAUUUAUUCCUCAUCACUUAAUCAACAUCAGAGAACUCAUACUGGAGAAAGACCCUAUAAAUGUAAUGAAUGUGAUAAAGAUUUUAGCCAGAGAACAUGCCUUAUUCAACACCAGAGAAUUCACACGGGAGAGAAGCCCUAUGCCUGCCGUAUCUGUGGUAAAACCUUCACCCAGAGUACGAACCUCAUUCAGCAUCAGCGUGUUCAUACAGGUGCCAAACAUCAUAAUUAAUGAGACUUCGGUUUAGGUUUUUCAAUUCAUCCAAAUUUUAUUUUGUACUUUGUUAAAACAUUCAAAAGAAACUGAAGAGAAGUGCAAUAUAUGUUAGAUGUCCUUCAGCAGAAGUGUCAGAAUUAGUAAUGUGGAUAUAAGCUAUUUAAAUUUAAUGUGAAAUUUGAAGAGAAAAAUUUAUUCACUUCUUAACCUUUAUUUGAUAUCAGUUUAGUUCCGGAAAGAAACCCAGUAAGAGUACUCAAAAAUCUGUAACUCAUCAACUCUUAGUGUAUUUCACGUACUUCUUAAUGAGACCUUGUGAAUGUAACUUGGAGAAGCUUCCAUCAAGUAGGGAUUUCACACUAGUGAGUGAUCUUGGGAUAAUUGAAGAAGCUGCUUUCAGACCUUUAUUUCUUCCCAGCUUUGAAGCCUUAAAUAUAUAAAGGGUUCCCUUCCCUUUUCCUAUUAUGCCAUAACUGCCAUGCGGAGCCAGUAGAUUUGCAAAAUAUAUAUAGUCGAAAGUAUCUUAAUUUUUAUGUGACAACCAUUUAGUCACAUUUUCCUUUAAAUAUUGAAAUAUUCAAGGAAGAACUUAAGGGAAGUUGAUCUGUUAGGAUAAACUAAUGUAUAUAUAAUCCUUAGACAUUUGUACAAAUUUAGUUAAACAGGCAAAACUUAAACAUCCAACCUUAAAUUCAUCUUUAAAACCUAUUAGCCUUAGUUUCACUAGGUUUUGACAUCUGUCCUGAAGGAAAAACAAGAAUAAAAUUCCCAUUUUUUUCACCUGAUUCCUAAAUUCAUUCCUUAAGGUUCCCCUUUGGCUAUUUUACCACAGAAAGCCCGUUUCUGUUGAGACACAUUUCUUGAGUGCCUACUGUGCUCAAGGCCCAAUCUUCCUAAUUGGAUCUUUUCAGGGCUUAUUGUGUUCAAAACAAAACAGCUAUUUUAAGCAACAGAAAGCUUUCUAAAGUGAAAGAUGACAAAGGACAUGUCACAGAAUGAACAUAAGCCUACUAAAAUGGGUUGCUGAAUGUGACCCCCUAUCCCAAGACAAAGAAGUAGUGAAAGCAGCUACUUACAAAGUGUGAGGAAAAGAUAAGUAAUAGAAAGUAGAUUUAAGUGCACUACAGAAAGAGGGUCAGGGAGAAAAGGGUGAAUACUUAGCAGGGAAGAAAGAAUGCACAGGUAACUUAGAGCAUGAGCUGUUAACCUGGUUUACUUAAAAAAGUAAGAGCAGCUAAUGGAAUAAGACAAAAUCCAGCCUAUUAAGAAGAAACUAAAGAUGAAGUGACUGAUUUUAAAAAGGAAUAAUUGGAAUUGGUACUUUUUCAUAUAUAUAAGUAUAACUGGGAAUUGCUUUUAAAAUGUCAGAAAACAAAUUUAUUGGGAAAAGCACUGAUGCAGAAACUAUCAUUGUUGCAAUAAUAAUAACUAAGUUUGUGGGGGGGGGUUCUAAACAUAAAAGGAAAACUGGCAGAAAUGCAAAUUUUACCUAUUUCUAGGUAAAAUACUAUAAAUUUCAUAUCCACAGCAUUCCACUACCAGAAUAUAAGACUGUAUUCUGAGAGCUGAGAUUUCAUUCUGCUCAAUUUGUUUCUUCAGUGCCUUGCAUAUGGACAGUGGUCAAAUAUAUGUUUGUUGAAUUAAUGAGUAGGUAAGUUAGAAUUGAGUAAUAAGAAUUAACAGAUAUGGAGUGAAGCUGGUUGAAUUUAAAUUCUUUUUUUGUACGUAUGUGCACAGAAAUGUUAAAUACUGUUAUUUAUUGGGUAAUAGGAACUACUUAAAAUUGAAGAAUCAGAAUUCUACAUCUUAACAGUGGGGAAUAUCCUAAAGAGAUCACGGGACAGACAUCUCUGCACAGGAAGUUUUCCUGAGCUGGAUGAAGAAAAAUUGAUACAAAUUCUGGUGCCGUAAAUAUAAAUUUAAGCAUAUAUUGAGACCAUGCAGUUUCAUUUGGAUGUUACUGUUGAUAAGGACAUCCUACAAACACGUGCCGAAGGAAAGACCUAGGGUGCUAGCAUCUUCAAGGCUUUCUUGUUGAGUGUUUUCUUCAAGUUAUUGCUUUCCCUUAGCCUCACAUCAGCUAACCCUGAUGUCAUGGAAUCUUUCUUCACAAAGUGUAGAUUGUCUUCAGGUUGCAUAAUACUCAAGUUAUGCUUAUGCCAUAGUUACCAUGUUAGAAAAUAACCAUUGUAUUUAAGAUACGACUUUUAUUUAUAAUGCCACUUCAUACCUAACACACCACUUCUGUUUUCCAUCCUGGCAUGAAUGUGUGGAGUAUUAUAGUCCAUAGCACCUUUGCUUUAAUUUGUAUUUCCUGCCUUUGUGAAUUUUAUGUAAAUAAUGCAUUUAUAAAGUCUUCCAUUGAUCCACUGAGGCAAUUGAUACCCUUAUAAAAUAUCAGAAGAAUGGAGAAUCCUAGAUCUUUGUACUUUUCCCACUUUAACAGUUGUCUGAGCCACUUGUAAUCCAAAUUUUUUUUAGCAGUCUUAUUUUCCACAACUUUCUUACUACAAAGGUGUUGAAAUAUACAGAAAAGUUAAUAAAACAAACUAUGUAUCUGCCACCUAGCUUUAAAACAUUUUUUACUGAACAGUUGGAAAGUUAGACAUGACAUUUCAUCCAAUACUUCAGCAUCUCAUAAAAAUAAGGACAGAAUUUCAUAUAACCACAUUCCAUUACAUACCUCAAAAAAUGAAUAGUAAUUUUCAAAUAUCUAAUGCUUCCUGUUUAAACUUUCCCUGUUGAUGCUGUCACAUUUCACACAUUAUGUUUACUUGUUAUAUCCGUUUCAUCUAUCAAAGUGUCUCCCACUUCUGAUUUUCUCCAUAACCUUUUUUUUUUUCUUUUAAAUAUAGCAGGUCAGUUGUAGAAUGUCUCACAUUCAAGAUUUAACUGAUUGUUUACAUGUGGUUUAUCUGGUUCCUGUGACCCCUGUGGUUUUCUGUAAACUAGCAUUUAGGGCCAAAAUGUUGACUGGAUUCAGGCUCAGCAUGUUUAACAUUAACACUUUACAGGUGUGUUUCCUGUUGCAUCACAUCAAAAGUCUGAUUAACAUUUGGUUGACUAUCAGGUGACAUGGUAACCACCCUGUCUUACCAAUGUGAAGAUAAUGUUUUUCCUGUAGUGGUUCAUCUGUGGACUGCUACUUUGGCAGCAUACAGAUAACCUGUUUACCAACAACCUGUCAUGUGGUAGUUUUAAUAUCCAGUGAGGAUGAUCACUCCCUGAACCAGUUAUUUCAUUAAGAUUUGCAAAAUAGGGUGCUUGAUUUGGCAGCACAUAUUCUAGGUUUGCAAAAUGGCAAUUUUCUUUCUUUCUGUGUUUACUGAUGCAUAAUUCUGUAGGACAGAGCUUUCUGUCAUCAGCUGGGAAUGCACUAGAGGUAAAGUCAUACUUAAAAUCUUUUCCUUUCCUUACCAGUUUUCAGAGUAAGGAGUUGGCAGUGAUGACAAGUGAUUCCAUGUAUUCAAAAUCAAUUAUGGCCAUUGUCUCUGUUGAUCAAAUUGUCCCAAACUUGGCCAGUUGGAGCCCUUCAAGUAGCUCUUUCAUCCUCUGGCAUUCCUCCUCUAGUCUUUAGGGACUUCAUUUCCUUGUGACAUGACAUAACUUGGGUUCAAUGCCCUGGAUAUGGAAUGAAUGAGCCAUUUCCCAAUCUUUGACUAAAUAGGCAAAUAUUUAGAAACCAAGAUCUGGGCACUAGGCAUGCUCCUUGCUUCUGGGGUGUCAUUAGCAAGUAGCCUUUUAGUCUUUCCAACCAUUCAACUUAAGUUCUCAUAAAGGCAACUCUUUGCACCCAUUUCAUCACUUACACAAUAAUCGUAGAGAUGUAAUUACAUACUGGGACAAACUGGGAAGCAUACAGCUAAAUUGGAGAGGACAGAAGUGUUUGUAUAUUAGAAGGCAUCAAGUGUAACCACAUGAGGUCUUGUGCCAAGGCCAGCAGAUUUUAAGGGAGCUUGUCAGUUCUCUGGUUAAUUAGCAGUUAAGACAACAACUUAAAAUAUACCUAGUAUGUUUUAACUGUUAUAUGUCCUGAUAAUUUACAUAUUUAUAAGCUAAUCUCAUCUUUCCCAUCGCAUUCUUCAAAGCAGGUUUCUGGUAAGAUGUAGCUUUGAAUCCUGAGGAUCUGUUUCAUGCAAAUUUACGUGCUUGUUUUUCUUGCUAAACUUUUAUUUGGUUUUCACAGCUUUAAGAGUGUUAGAUUUCAUUCUUCAACUAUAUCUUCUGGUAUCGAUUCACUUGCAUGUGCCUGUAAAUGUACUUAGUCCUCUAUUUCUGUUAUUCUCUUCAUGGCUAUAUUUCACUACAAUUAUUAGCCCCUUAGAACACUAUAGCCAUUAAAAUUGGUGAGCAUGUGCACUAUAGUGAUAUGUAUAAAUAUAUGUGUGAGCUUGCAAGCAACACGGAGUCCUCUGGAUGGAUGGGGAAAGUGAUACCCAUGAUGCUGAAGUGUCUUGCCUGAGGUCCUAUAGUCAUACAGUGACAAUAAGAGUUGGAACACAUGGUUCUGGCACUUAGUUGAAUUCUUCCUGUAAGAUUAAUGCUAAUGGAAAUUCAGAGCACAAACAGUAUGUACCUAUGAUUUUAUAAAAUUACGUAUUUUGUUGAGAUUA
This is a messenger RNA of Canis lupus familiaris (dog), 7575 nucleotides long. RefSeq names its product zinc finger protein 287 (gene ZNF287). NCBI's taxonomy places the organism in Eukaryota, Metazoa, Chordata, Mammalia, Carnivora, Canidae. Gene Ontology annotation, biological process: regulation of DNA-templated transcription. The coding region runs from base 692 to 2977 and encodes 761 amino acids. The record is from RefSeq and is a predicted model, not a curated record. Gene Ontology annotation, cellular component: nucleus. The transcript is spliced from 7 exons.